AAGGGGGGCAGGGCUAACAGCAGAGUUGAGCCAACCUUUUUUCUUCAAAUCCACCAAAUAGUUUCUGGAGCUCCGUCAAAUCUAUGCAGCCAUGUUUGCCUCUCUGGUGCUGCUCGGGCUUUUGAUCUUUUUCCUCGUCUACCUGCUUAAACCUCAGAGACCAAAGAAUUUCCCACCGGGACCCCCCACCCUACCAGUGCUGGGAAACCUUUUGCACCUGAGUACAGAUGAUCCUUUAAAGGAUUUUGAGAGGCUGAGGAAAUCCUAUGGAAAUGUCUUCAGUGUGUUCAUUGGUCCACAACCGGCUGUUGUCAUCAAUGGGUUAAAAGCUAUGAAGGAGGCACUGGUGAACAAAGGCUCUGAUUUUGCUGGAAGACCCCAAGACUUGUUUAUCAACCAUGUCACCCAGCAGUUAGGAGUGGUCUUGGAAAACUAUGGUACGACUUGGAGAGAACACCGUCGCUUUGCUCUGAUGACACUAAGGAACUUUGGUCUCGGGAAGACGUCAAUGGAGGACCGGAUUCACGAAGAGAUUCAACAGACAAUAAAAACCUUGGAAAAGAGCAUUGGAUCAACCCUGAGUCCUCAGGUCAUCUUUCAUAAUGCAGCCUCUAACAUCAUCUGCCAGGUUCUGUACGGAAAACGAUUUGAGUACAACGAUGAGAUGAUCAAAGUGAUUAUUAAAUGCUUCACUGACAACGCCAAGAUGACCAACGGGCCAUGGGCUAUGAUUUAUGAUUCUCUUCCCAUACUUCGAAAACUGCCACUGCCAUUCAGGAAGGCCUUUAAAAAUUACGAGACCUGUAAAAACAUCGCUUUUGAUCUCCUGAAAGAGCACAAGGAAACCAAAGUCCCUGGAGAACCAAGAGACUUUGUUGACUGCUAUCUGGAUGAGUUAGAGAAGAAAAGUGCAGAUUCUUCAUUUUCUGAGGAGCGACUGGCUGGCUACUCUUUGGAUCUUUAUUUUGCUGGAACAGACACCACUUCCAACACUCUGCUGACAGGUUUCCUUUACCUCGUGGGCCAUCCACAUAUACAAGAAAGAUGUCAGCAGGAGAUAGAUCUUGUGUUGGAGGGCAAGGAUCAAGUCAGCUUUGAGGACAGAAACAACAUGCCUUAUAUGCAGGCUGUGAUCCAUGAAGUCCAAAGGAUUGCCAACAUCGUUCCUUUUAGUGUCUUCCACGCCACAAUGAAAGACACAGAGCUCAUGGAAUACUCUAUCCCCAAGGGCACCAUGGUCAUCCAAAACAUGAAGUCAGUGCUGACAGAGGAAGGACAGUGGAAGUUCCCUCAUGAAUUCAAUCCUGAAAACUUUCUGAACGAGAAGGGAGAGUUUGUCAAACCAGAGGCGUUCAUGCCCUUCUCUGCAGGUCCUCGGGUGUGUUUAGGGGAAGGUCUGGCUCGUAUGGAGCUCUUCCUCACCAUGGUGACUCUGCUGAGAAAGUUUAAGUUCACCUGGCCUGAGGAUGCUGGGGAACCCGACUACACUCCUAUUUUUGGGCUCACUUUGACUCCAAAACCUUAUCGUAUGAAAGUCCAGCUGAGGUCAAAACAAGCAUUAAAAAUCUUAAGACAUUUCAAACAUUACUGUGUUACCAACUUAAGUUCAUUUAAAUCAGUUUUCAGGAAGCCAAGUCGGACUGAAGACACCAGUCCAGCCACAGGGAGGCAGUGGUUUACAGCAUGGUUUAUCACUGAACUGAACCGCCCUUGUAACUGCAGCUCAGUCACAAAUCUCACCAGUUCAGUCAAAGUCACAAACAUGUUCGUCUCGCUGAUCUUGCUGUGGCUCUGCAUCUGUAUCUUAUUCCUCCAAUUGAAACCUCGGAGGCCCAAGAACUUCCCACCAGGACCCCCAGUCCUGCCCAUGCUGGGGAACCUUCUCCACCUGAGUUUAGACAAUCCUUUGAAGGACUUUGACAGGCUAAGGAACUCCUAUGGAAAUGUCUACAGCCUUUUUCUGGGUCCGAAGCCAGCUGUGAUCAUUAACGGGUUCAAGGCCAUGAAGGAAGCCAUGGUGAUCAAGGCCACUGAUUUCGCAGGGCGUCCCCAAGAUCUGUUUGUGAAUGAUGUUAGCAAGAGGAAAGGUGUAAUACUGGCAGAUUAUGGCGAAAGCUGGAGGGAUCAUCGUCGCUUUGCUCUGAUGACUUUGAGGAACUUUGGUCUGGGAAAAAAGUCGAUGGAGGAAAGAAUUUCUGAAGAAAUUCAGCACACCAUAAAAACACUGGAAAAUAACAUUGGGAAACUCUUUAGUCCUCAGAUUAUGUUUCAUAAUGCAGCCUCAAACAUAAUCUGCCAGGUUCUGUUUGGCAAACGCUUCGAAUAUGACGAUGAGAUCAUCAAAACGAUUGUUCAGUGCUUUACCAGAAACUCAAAGAUAGCCAAUGGACCGUGGGCCAUGAUAUAUGACUCUAUUCCGCUGAUCCGCAAACUGCCUUUGCCAUUCAGAGAGGCCUUCAAGAAUGCAGAGAUUUGUGUAGAUGUUGGAACUCAUUUGGUGAACGAGCACAAAGAGACGAGGAUCCCUGGAAAGCCUAGAGACUUUGUUGACUGUUACCUGGAUGAAAUGGAAAAGAGGGGAGAUGACUCUUCAUUUUCAGAGGACCAGCUAAUUAUAUACGCUUUAGAUCUUCAUUUCGCUGGGACCGACACAACCUCCAAUACUCUGCUGACUGGUUUUUUUUAUUUGAUCAACUACCCACACAUACAAGAUAAAUGUCAACAAGAGAUUGAUCGAGUGUUGGAGGAAAAACAACAAGUGACGUUUGAGGACAGACACAACAUGCCUUACAUGCAGGCCGUAAUCCACGAAGUGCAAAGAAUCGCCAACACUGUUCCUCUCAGCGUCUUCCACAGCACAACUAAAGAAACAGAGCUUAUGGGGUACACCAUCCCUAAAGGCACCAUGAUCAUCCAAAACAUGGGGUCAGUGCUGAGGGAGGACGGACAGUGGAAGUUUCCUCAUGAUUUCAACCCUGAGAACUUCCUCAACGAAAAGGGAGAGUUCGUCAAACCAGAAGCUUUCAUGCCGUUCUCUGCAGGUCCUCGAAUGUGCCUCGGAGAAGGUCUGGCUCGUAUGGAGCUCUUCAUCAUCAUGGUGACUCUCCUGAGAAAGUUCAAGUUCACCUGGCCUGAAGAUGCAGGGGAGCCAGACUUCACUCCAGUGUAUGGGGUCACUUUGACUCCUAAACCUUACUUCAUGAAAGUUCAGCUCAGAUCAAAACCGUGAGGUGUUGCUCUAAUGCUCAACACAAAUAUGCAGUUUUAAAGAAUUACAACAAGCCUUUUUAAGUAUUAUUUUCCAGGAACAACAAAAACUGUCAACACCACAUAUUUUUUUUUUCUUUUGGAGUUAAUAAGUGCAUGUACCAAUUU
Molecule: messenger RNA, 3375 nt
Organism: Oryzias latipes (Japanese medaka)
Lineage: Eukaryota; Metazoa; Chordata; Actinopteri; Beloniformes; Adrianichthyidae
Product: cytochrome P450 2J2
Biological process (GO): xenobiotic metabolic process
Cellular component (GO): intracellular membrane-bounded organelle; cytoplasm
Molecular function (GO): iron ion binding; oxidoreductase activity, acting on paired donors, with incorporation or reduction of molecular oxygen, reduced flavin or flavoprotein as one donor, and incorporation of one atom of oxygen; heme binding
Source: RefSeq, a predicted model, not a curated record